AUGAUGAGCAGUAAUUUACAAGAUCAUGAUAAUAGUCCUGCUGCCAAUAUAUCUGCUGCUGAUCAGCUAGAACUAACUUUGCAUACACUUUUAACACAGGAGAAUAUGUUACUAGAUGAGCAAGAUAAUAAUGAUACUAGCAUCGGUGAUAAUUCUAAUAUAAAUAAUAUCAAUGAACAAGUUGCUGUUAAAAAGACGAGAGGCAGGAAAAGGAAAUUACAUGUUAAUGCUACUACCACUAUUGGUAAUGAUAACAAUAAUAAUAACCUCGACAAGAAUAAUAAGACAAAACUCCUCAAAAAAGAUACAAGUAAAGAUUCUUUUGUUAAUGGAAAAACAAUUGAUUUUAUCAUGGAAGGCAUUGAUUUAGACAAAAUUAUAGGAGAGCUGCACCCGCACAAUGAUGAUGAUAAUAAUAAUAAUAAUAAUAAUAAUAAUAAUAAUAAUAAUAAUGUUAACACAGGGACUAAUAACAAUAAUAUUAAUCCUAGUGAUUCCCAUUUGGAUUUUAAUUUAGAUUCGGUAGAUUUUUUUUCAACAGUUAAGGAACAUUUUCAUCAAGACAUAGAUAAGAAUACUACUAAUAAUGAAGUCAUCGAAAUAGCGAAUAGUAAUAAUGGCAUAAUUGCAAACGUCAAUAAUGAAAAUGUUUAUCAGGCAUUAUCACCCCCAAAUUCUUCAACGAACUCACCACCCAUUAUUGAUUCAAAAAACUCAAGCAAUAAAAAAAGGCAACUGCUCACAAGAAUUGAUAAUAAAACAAAAAAGUCUGUUGCAAACCCGGUAAAUAAAAGAAAAAGCAUAGAUAUUGGUAAAAUAACGAAGCCAAGGAAACCUUAUACAAAACGAUCGAUAUCAAAAAAGAAUAAAAACGAUACAGAUUCGCUAUCAUCAAAUAAUAUUAAUAUCACAGUUGACAAAGGCGUAAAUACUGAUCCAUUUGUUGGAAUUAGUCCAGAGGAAUUAUCCAAUAAGGCUACUCUAGAACAGGUUUCUACAUUGAAACAAAGGAUGGUAGAAACACAUUCUUUGUUGUUGAAUUAUAAUUUAUUGAAAAAUAAUUAUAUACAGUCGUGUAUACAGUUAAAAAAAUCCAUUUUAAAAUUGCAAAAAAGUGAAAUUAAUAGAGCAUUUUUGGCUAGUGAAAAUAAGGAUUUGAAGUUAGAAAUAAAACUACUAAAGGAACAAUUAAAUGAGAAAAAAGAACAACAACCCGUUAUUAAUGGUACUAGCGAAAUAUAA
This is a messenger RNA of Saccharomycodes ludwigii, 1242 nucleotides long. RefSeq names its product Atc1p (gene ATC1). NCBI's taxonomy places the organism in Eukaryota, Fungi, Ascomycota, Saccharomycetes, Saccharomycodales, Saccharomycodaceae. The record is from RefSeq and is a predicted model, not a curated record. The transcript has a single exon. Bases 1 to 1242 code for a protein of 413 amino acids.